Messenger RNA from Babesia bigemina, 780 nucleotides. RefSeq lists its product as hypothetical. The coding region runs from base 1 to 780 and encodes 259 amino acids. The transcript has a single exon. Gene Ontology annotation, molecular function: zinc ion binding; nucleic acid binding. NCBI's taxonomy places the organism in Eukaryota, Apicomplexa, Aconoidasida, Piroplasmida, Babesiidae. The record is from RefSeq and is a predicted model, not a curated record. Gene Ontology annotation, biological process: DNA-templated transcription.
AUGUCGGAGAAGGAUGAGUUGGACAUUCUGCUCUCCGCUGCCGAGGGCGGGGACAACAUCUACGUGUCCACGCAUGACCCGAAGUUCAACCGGAGCAUCGCAAACCUGAACGUGAAGGAGUCCAUCGACAUGGCUCACUACCUUUACGUGGAAAGUGGCCUGUAUUCUAGCAGGCGUGAGCUGAGCAACAAUUUCAAAUAUCAGAUUCCAUCUCAUCUUGUCGACAGCGCGGCUACCGAAGGCCUGAAAUUCAAGGACAACGUAUGCUAUGACUAUCUCGUUGCCCUUGGAUGCCGUGGUUGCAACCGUUCUGUCGACUUCAAGUCUCCGGGCAUGUUUUUUGAUGGCUCCGCAGGCAACACGAUGCGCCGUGACUUGCAAUGCCCGCGUUGCGGGCAUACAAUCGCUCCAAUUUUCAGCUCGAGCUGCACGGAUGAUUAUGUGGACAGCUUACGUCGAUCUGCGGCGUUCGGUCGCGGCAACGAGGGCGAGAAGGCGUACAUGUACGGCUUCCGUCAGGGUUGCGAGUUUGACAACUCUGGCAAGAAGUGGUGGAACGACUUUUCUCGCCGGGAAGGCGCUGCCGCGGAUGAGGGCAGCACCCUGUUCAUGGCCAAGAAUGCGAACAAGAGCAGCCGCGAGGUGGUGAAACAGUUAUGCGAGAAGUGUGGCUGUGAGGAAGCCUACUACUCCACUUUCCAGGCACGUUCUGCUGACGAGGGUAUGACCGUGAUGUACGAGUGCAAGCAUUGCAAGAACAGGACGGUUGUCAACACGUGA